CCUUACCUAUCAUUGGCCGACAAAGAAAGGUUUAAUCUCCUGUCCCAAGAGCUACCACCCCCAGACGUCGAGCGUUGGAAUUCAUUGGCUGAACUCCAGAUGCGUAGACGAUUGUUCGAGUGAGUCCAUCUUCUGUCUAUUUAUCAUUCUUCAAACAUCUGCCUUUCCGUUGUUCAGGUGUCAGUGUGAUGCGUGUCAUUACCUUGUCAGUGAUGUCCUUCACCGUUGUAUAGACUGCGAGUCCAGUGAGCAUGAUGGAGACAACCCUUCCGUGCAAGACGACUAAUCUUCUUACAGACGACUAUGAUGUGUGUGUAGAUUGCGAAUCUCAGCCGGUCUCGGAUCACAAAUACCCAUCCGACCACAAGUCAACGCAUAACAUGCUUGUUUUCCGGAUGUCGCUACCUCAUGGUCGCUACAGCCGAGUCCGGUGGUAUGCCAGGAAUUUCUUAUCCACUUGCGUGCCCGCUGCAGCACCACCAGAAGCACCAUUGACUGCGCGAGAAGACGAAUCCAAAACGCAAUCAGAUGGACCUGAACUUCCGCAUCCGACAGAAGCCAUCCGAGCAGAUGAUUCUGCCGCCUCUGUCGAUUUACGGGAAGGUGAUGAGAAGUUAAAUAGGAACCCGGGAGUAGCAUCAGGGGAGAUAACUGGAACCUCAGUCGCGAAUGGGGAUGCCUAUGCUUGUGCCGAAUGUGGCAUUAAGAUGAAGAGCAUUUUCUAUGUAUGCCUUACCUGCGCAGAACUCCAUUCCGCGAUUGCCCUAUGCAGUGAUUGUGCAUUCCGCGAUGUGUUCAACGUGGUCACAGAGCACCAUCCUUACAAACACUGGCUGGUCAAGAUUAAAGACCGGGUUCGAGAUGUGGACAUCACAACAUCAGACGAACCUUUGGAUAACGUGGACGAGACUACCUCGCUUUCCUUACGAGUCGACAAGCUAGCUGCAAUGGUUGAUCAACUCGUGCAUAGUCUAGCUGCAUUGACAGGAAAAGCACAACUUCCCUCUGAAUCCGUCACUGUUUGACUGGCUCGUGAAUUGGUAGACCAUUCCAUUUGAUUCUUGCAGUGUCUCAACGAGCUUGUAUAGAUAGAUCGGCACCGACUUUUUACAUGUCCUUCGUGUAUGUGAAAUAAAUAAGUUCGCUGGCUUCCUUUCA
This is a messenger RNA of Suillus subalutaceus, 1158 nucleotides long. RefSeq lists its product as uncharacterized. Lineage: Eukaryota; Fungi; Basidiomycota; Agaricomycetes; Boletales; Suillaceae. The transcript is spliced from 3 exons. The record is from RefSeq and is a predicted model, not a curated record. Bases 252 to 1025 code for a protein of 257 amino acids.